UAUUGCAUGGGCCAGCGUGCUAGUUACAAAUAAAUUCUCAAAUUAUUUUUCUCCCAGCGCGUUUCUUUUUUGGGGGCGGAGAAAAUUGGGCCUAAUUUCUGCGGACCCAAAUUAAAGCCCAAUGAAAAUUGAUGACGGCAGCAUGAGGUCAGCGUAGCGUCAUCAAAGCAUAGGUGAAAAGCACCAAAUAACCGACGAGGCAAAGGCAAUGAUGAUUGCUUCAACACAAAAACAGAGAGUGCGAAAGCGUUUUCUCAUUUCUGGACUUGAAUUACAAACAUCCGCCGCAUUCCCUUUCUCUAGCCUCGUCAGCCUUCCUUCCUCACCCCCUCAACUGCGGCGCCGCGCCACUCAUCCCCGCCGGCGACUAGCAGCAGGCCGACGCAGCAGCAGCAGACCAGCGCCACUGCCGGCUUCUCCUCCGCCGCCAAGAUUGACGACGGCGCCGACUAGCAGCAGACCGGCGCAUUCCCCGGCUUCUCCUCCGCCAAGAUGAUAUGAUUUUGGAUCUGAAAGUUUGUAAAAUAACAAUGGAGUAAUAAAUACUCCAUAUAGAAAAAAGGAGGUGAGUUGGGCGAGAUGAGCUGAAUCACAUCGCCGCCGGGAUCAGCCUCUCACCGCCCUCGGAAUAUUCCGUCGGGUGCCACGGCGGCGGCUUCGAGGCUUAGUUGUUUGUUGCGUCAACCAAGUCUUCGAGUAAAGCCGCAAUAUAUAGACCAAUCAAAACACAAAUUGCUCGUGCGAAAAGAAAUACUUUUUUAACUGAGAAUUUGUGUUUGGAAAUGGAGGGUGGAGUGUGCAUGAAUGGGAUUUGCGGUUCAUCCAGCUCGGUGGAAUGGAAAAAGGGUUGGCCCUUGCGAUCCGGUGGCUUUGCUACUCUCUGUCAUAAUUGCGGGACUGCAUAUAAAGAUUUGGUCUUCUGCGAAAUGUUCCAUUCAGAGGAAACAGGUUGGAGGGAGUGCACUUCGUGUGGGAAGCGUCUUCAUUGUGGAUGCAUUGCUUCCAGUACAUUGCUGGAGCUACUCGACACUGGUGGGGUGAAUUGUACGGGCUGCAGCAAGAGCUGUCCGCGUCCUUAUACCCCCUUAGAAGAAAAACAUAAAGCAUGUGGGCUUUCAACCGAAAACGGCACUGAUAGAAAUUCCGAAAGGAUUGUACCUGCACAAUCUGGUGAUGAUGCUAAAAUGGACUGCCAAGAAAACUUGCUACCGUCCCCGAAUGCCAAUGUGACUUCAAGGAAACUCGAGGAUGAGCUUGCCAGUCCUGAAGGAAUAGGUUAUAAAUUGUUGUCGAGUUCUAAUCAGUCACCUGUUGGGCCAUCAAAAAAUUAUGACAUGUUCCAAGAAAGUAAAAGCCUACAUAAGUCGUUAGUUGAGACGAACCUGAGCAUCAGCUUGUCCGCUUCGUCAAACUCAAAUACCUUAUCCGGGGUGAUGGCUGAAGAAAGGCAAUUGAACACUGCAAUUUCUUCCUUCCAACAGGGUUGCAGGCCCCGCCAUCUCUUACCGAGGGUACCGACCAUUUUGGCUGCAGGGUUAGAAACAAACUCUAGCUCUAUUUCACAAUUACGUGUCGCAAGGCCACCUGUAGAAGGAAGAGUUAAAAGCCAAUUGCUUCCACGGUAUUGGCCUCGAAUAACAGACCAGGAGCUACAGCAAAUUUCUGGAGACUCGAAUUCUACGAUUGUUCCCUUGUUUGAAAAGGUCUUGAGUGCCAGCGACGCUGGUCGUAUUGGUCGUCUGGUUCUUCCUAAAGCAUGUGCAGAAGCGUAUUUCCCUCCAAUCUCUCAACCGGAGGGCCUCCCUUUGAGGAUUCAGGACGUGAAGGGAAAAGAAUGGGUAUUUCAAUUCCGAUUUUGGCCAAAUAAUAAUAGCCGAAUGUAUGUUUUGGAGGGCGUAACCCCCUGCAUUCAGUCGAUGCAAUUACAAGCUGGAGAUACCGUUACAUUCAGUCGUAUGGAUCCAGAAGGAAAACUUCUAAUGGGGUUCCGGAAAGCAUCUAACAGCCUUUUAGUACAGAAGCAGGAUUCACAUUAUCCAAUGGAUAUGAGUGCUUUUCAAGGUGAUGGGCUCAUAGGAAAUGCCGAGAGUCUACCUCUAAUAAGCGGCUACUCUGGCCUUCUUCAGUCCCUAAAAGGAAGCGGGAGUCCUUCGAUGACUCUGUUCCCUAAGCACGUCUACCCUAGCAACAUCAGCCCCCAAAUCAUUGAGAGGAACGUGUGUAAGUCUGGAGGAGAUAAUCUUUUGCCUCAGUCGUUGGUGCCUUCUGAGCACAAAAGAAGAAACAUUGGGGCGAAGAGCAAACGACUACUUAUUGAUGGUCAUGAUUCUUUGGAGCUGAGACUCUCGUGGGAAGAGGUACAGGAUUUGCUCCGGCCACCACCAACUGCCAAGCCAAGCACCGUCUCAGUAGAGGAUCAUGAAAUCGAAGAAUUUGAUGAACCACCUGUUUUUGGAAAGAGAAGUAUUUUCAUCGUUCGUCACUCCGGGGAACAAGAGCAAUGGACUCAAUGCGACAGUUGCUUAAAAUGGCGAAAACUACCAAUCGAUCUUUUGCUCCCUCUCAGAUGGACAUGCCAAGACAAUAUCAAUGACCAGAUGAGAUGCUCGUGUUCUGCUCCCGACGAAAUGGACUCAAGGGAACUUGAGAAUCUUCUCAGAAUGCACAAGGACUUCACCAAAAGGAGAGCAUUAUCAAUCCCCAAACCAGUGCACGGACAGGAAUCUCAGGAAAACGUCGAAGCACUCACAAAUGGAGCAGGCAACACAAGCGAGCCAGGAUCUUCGUCUGUCGCAACAACUACAAGACAUCCCAGGCAUCGUCCGGGCUGCUCCUGCAUCGUCUGCAUACAGCCUCCCAGCGGGAAGGGCAAGCACAAGCCCACGUGCACGUGCAACGUCUGCAUGACCGUGAAACGGCGCUUCAAAACCCUGAUGAUGCGCAAGAAGAAGCGCCAGUCGGAGCGUGAGGCAGAGAUCGCGCAGAGGAAUCAGUUUGCUAAGGAGGAAGCCGAGGUCGACAGCGUGGCGCCACCGCAGCAUGUUCAGUUGGAUAAUAAUGCAAAGAGAUCUGAAAGUGAGAAUCUUUUGAAAUGCCAGAGCGAUGGAGGGCCUUCUCAAGAAAAUGCAGAGAAUUUUAAUGGAGGAUUGGACUUGAACUGCUGUCCGGCGCCGUCGUCGCACAUAAGCAUGAUGAAUCUGCUUCAAGAAGCUAGUUUGCCUUUGGAGACAUACCUGAGACAGAACGGUCUUACAAGCUUGGUGGUGUCUGAGCAGCAAGAGAGUUCGAUGCCUGUGAUAGCUCAGGCUUCAGGAGAGACGACGACGCAAGCACGAGAUGAUGCCGGUUGUUCGACCGCUGCGCAAGAGCACGAGGGCAGCAAUGACUUAUCGGAAAAAGAGCAGAGAGAAGACGAUACAUCGUGAUCUCUCUCUCUCUCUCUCUGAGUUCUGUUCUUGAAUUUCUGCUGUUAAGUGAAGUAUUUAAGAUUACACAUCCAUGAAGUAGAUUGAGAUGUAAUAUUUCAUAUAUUCAAUUGUGCAGCUUAUACAAAUCAAACCACUUUCCUUGAAUGGUAAUUCAGUUUGCAGGUUUCACUACA
Salvia miltiorrhiza (redroot sage) is the source of this 3601-nucleotide messenger RNA. Its product is annotated as B3 domain-containing transcription repressor VAL2-like. Gene Ontology annotation, molecular function: DNA binding; zinc ion binding. The record is from RefSeq and is a predicted model, not a curated record. The transcript has 14 exons. Lineage: Eukaryota; Viridiplantae; Streptophyta; Magnoliopsida; Lamiales; Lamiaceae. The coding region runs from base 783 to 3425 and encodes 880 amino acids.